AUGCGUCGCCUUUGGUCAUGGUCGGCGUUAAUCGCCUGGGCCACGUUACCGUCGGUGUAUGGAGAGGGUCUCUUUUCACUUGGUGAAAUUGAUGGUUCCAUGCUCAACGGUGCUAGCGAUGCUUGCGUCGCAGCAAUCAACACCAAAGUGUCCUGCCCUUUCAUACUAGGGCAGUUGUACUUUGACUGGGAUAUGGACCUUGAUACCGCUCAGAUAAAAGAGCUCUGUCAGGGCAGCUGCUUAGGAAGCUUGGCCGACUUGCGAGAUUCAGUCAAAACAACAUGCGGCUCGGAGGUCACCUACGAGGAUCGUGUGGAUGGAGCCUUGUGGAAACCUUCGUAUCUGAUGGAACAAGCAAUCUACUAUGUUGAGCGGGCAUGCCUCCGAAAAGGAAAUGGACAGUACUGCAAUACGUGGUUCCAAAGCGCUCCCGCUGACGCAUCUCUCUGUGAUGAAUGCUACAAGCUCAUCUUGUGGCAUAAUGCUCAAUCGCCACUGUCAGAAGAUACUGCCGAUCAAAAGGCCAUCUACGCUUCCGCCAGUUCGAGCUGCGGCUACAAGAAACAACCUACGCAGACAUAUCAGCCCUUGAUUGUUUCAUCUCCAACGGCAACAAUAAGCUGUAGCUCCGAGUACACAAUCAAAUCUGGGGAUACAUUCCUCAGUGUUUCCAAAUCUCAAAAGGUCUCGACGCACGAUUUAGCCACAGCCAACAGGCUUGACUCCCUUGUCAGCGACUUUCCGUCAUCAGGAAAACUAUGUAUUCGCAACCAGUGCGAUGUAUAUGUUGUUAAGAGUGGUGACACUUGCGAGAGUAUUCAGUCAGAUACCGGCCUCUCCAGAGCCAAACUCAGAUCCUGGAAUCCCUUUAUCAACGGCUAUUGCGACAACGUCUCUUCCUAUGUCAAUCAGACAAUCUGCAUCUCGAAUCCGCUGGGAGAUUACAAAGUGCCCGAGAACGAGGACUCGGCUGGAUUUGACACUCCCGCUACAGUUCCAGACAAUAUUGCACCAGACACGAAAACAAAUUGUGGACUUUUUCACAAUGUCACUGCCGGCGAUGACUGCGGUACCAUCGGUCUCAAGUAUAGCAUUUCCCUCGAUGACCUCAUCUUCUUGAAUCCCAUGAUCUGGCAAAACUGCACGAAUCUAUGGCUCAGGACCUCUUACUGCGUUGCUCCCGUGGGCGACAUCGCCGACUACCUCGGUUAUGGACCUGAAGAGGACGAGUGGACAAUUGAACCGCAAGAGUCCACCGAAGUUCCUUACUGGGAAAAGUUUCCUCGCGACGGCCCAUAUGUGCCUCUGGCAAACGGCACUCGCGAGGAUUGCUGGGAGUAUCUUUGGUGGAACGAGACAUAUGCCGGCAGUCCUAUCCCUUGUCUCGAUGCAGCUCUCGGCUACGAGCUAGACCUUGAGCAGUUCUUCCUCUGGAACCCGAGCUUGGAUCAAAAUGAGCCAGAUGCAGUGUCGCCCACCUACGAUUUCCCGUGUACAAUCUCUCCAUUUGUCUCAUAUUGCAUGCAGCUCGCAAGCCCAACGCCUGUGCCAAAGAAACCCCGAGUUCCUCCAUCUCCUCGGGCGGCUGGCGAGAUCGCCAACUGCACGCGGUGGUUCAUGGGAUACUUUGAUUGCGCGAGUCAGUUGGGGCACAGCAGGAUGACAAUGGAGAAAAUGUACCGGUAUAACCCUUCUCUCAAAGAGGAUUGCAGCGGUUACACUCUGGGAACGUUUUACUGCCACGAGACCAUUGAGGACCUGUAUGGCUAUGACGAGGGUCCAGCGCCGACCACGUCUUCAACGCCCACUUCAACAACAUCGUCUAAAGCAAGUAGCAGUGCUGCCCAGCCAACUGACGUCAGUACAGAUGGGACAUGUGGAGGCACAAAAGGCAAAACAUGCUUGGGUUCUGCGUUUGGGGAUUGCUGCUCCUCUAGUGGAUAUUGUGGCGAUUCAUCGCCCUACUGUGGCGGUGGAUGCCAGUCAAAGUUUGGUAAGUGUGAUGCAGGGAGUGAAAAGAUCAGCCCUGAUGGGACCUGCGGUGGAGAGAAGGGCUACACUUGUGAAGGGUCACAGUUUGGGAACUGUUGCUCGCAAUACGGCUACUGCGGAACAGCAACAGAUAAUUGUGGAAACGGAUGCCAAAAGCAGUAUGGACUCUGUAAUUAG
Fusarium subglutinans is the source of this 2169-nucleotide messenger RNA. RefSeq names its product muramidase. The record is from RefSeq and is a predicted model, not a curated record. NCBI's taxonomy places the organism in Eukaryota, Fungi, Ascomycota, Sordariomycetes, Hypocreales, Nectriaceae. Gene Ontology annotation, molecular function: chitin binding. The coding region runs from base 1 to 2169 and encodes 722 amino acids. The transcript is spliced from 3 exons.